UGUAGGUUAAAUAUGAGCGAACGGUGAAAACAGUUUGUACUCGUUUGAUUUAUAAACAAAAUCUCGAAAAUCGGUUAAAGAGAAGGUAUACAGUGCAUAGAAAGACGACGUCGAGCGACGAAAGAUGGGUGUACCUGCAUUUUUUCGGUGGUUGAGUAGAAAGUACCCUUCCGUGAUCGUCGAAUGCAUCGAACAGAAGCCAAUAACUACCAAUGGCGUGCGGGUCCCUGUGAAUUCAGCGGAUCCAAAUCCAAAUGGAGUGGAGUUUGAUAAUUUGUAUCUUGAUAUGAAUGGUAUUAUACAUCCUUGUACCCAUCCAGAGGAUAAGCCAGCGCCAAAAAAUGAAGACGAAAUGAUGGAAGCUAUUUUUGAAUGCAUCGAUCGCCUUUUCCGCAUUGUGAGGCCUAGAAAAUUACUUUAUAUGGCCAUAGAUGGGGUUGCGCCCAGAGCCAAAAUGAAUCAGCAGAGAUCAAGGCGUUUUAGAGCAUCAAAAGAAACAUGUGAGAAAAUUAACGAGAUAAGCAGAAUACGUUCCGAAUUGACUCUCAAGGGGGCCUCUUUGCCACCAGAGAAACCGAAAGAGGACCAUUUCGAUAGUAACUGCAUUACACCGGGCACACCGUUUAUGGCAAGAUUAUCGAAUUGCUUGCAUUAUUAUGUACACGAUCGUUUAAACAAUGAUCCGGGUUGGAGAAAUAUAAAAGUAAUUUUAAGCGAUGCGAACGUACCCGGCGAAGGCGAACAUAAGAUAAUGGAUUUUAUACGUAGACAAAGAGCCCAACCCGAUCACGAUCCCAAUACGCAACACGUUCUGUGCGGAGCUGACGCUGAUUUAAUUAUGCUGGGUCUCGCAACUCACGAGCCGAAUUUCACUAUUAUUCGCGAGGAAUUUAAGCCGAAUAAACCCAAACCAUGCGACAUAUGCGGCCAAUUGGGGCACGACAUGAAGGAGUGUACGGGUUCGGAGGCUCCUCAGAAAGAGGAAGACAAUGUUUUUGGAUCCGAGUGCCAGUUCAUAUUUGUGCGAUUAAAUGUACUCAGGGAAUACUUGGAGAGAGAGUUGCAGAUGCCUAAUCUACCAUUCAAGUACGACUUUGAGCGAGCUAUAGAUGAUUGGGUGUUCAUGUGUUUCUUCGUAGGAAAUGAUUUUCUGCCCCACCUGCCGUCGUUGGAGAUCAGGGAAGGGGCGAUCGAUAGACUUGUUAAUUUGUACAAGAAAAUAGUGUACAAAACAGGGGGAUUCUUGACUGAUAGCGGGGACGUGAAUUUGGACAGAGUUCAAAUGAUAAUGUCCGAGCUUGGUGACGUCGAGGACGAAAUUUUCAAGAAGAGGCAGCAAAAUGAAUUGGCUUUCAGGCAGCGUGAAAAGGACAAGAAAAAAAGGAUGCUGGCGAUCAGCAAUUAUAAACCAAAAUGGAUUCCUGCCGGGCAGUUUGCACCUACACCCAUAGGCGAGCGCGUUAAGCCAGUGGAGAACGCACGUUACGAAGCUUAUCAGAUGCGUGUUCAAGGCAGAAAUUUUAGCACCGCAACUGAACACACAAAAGGAAACGCUAAUGAAGCUCUAGAGAGCAUGAUUCGUCCUGAGAAUUCAUCCAACAGAGGACAGAGACGUACUAUCGACGACGUUGAGAAGGAUGAUUUAGAGGAUGAUCAAGCUCACGACGAAGUCAGAUUAUGGGAAGAUGGUUUCAAAGAUAGAUACUACGAAUCGAAAUUCGACGUAUCAGCAGACAACUUGCAGUUCAGAAAUAAUGUCGCUCUGCAAUACGUGCGCGGUUUGUGUUGGGUUUUACGAUAUUAUUAUCAAGGCUGCGCGUCAUGGAAAUGGUACUUUCCGUACCACUAUGCCCCGUUUGCUAGUGACUUCAUCAAUAUCGGUGGUUUGUCCACAGAGUUUGAAAAAGGAACGACACCGUUUCGUCCACUGGAACAAUUAAUGGGCGUGUUUCCAGCAGCCAGCAGCAAACACGUUCCCGAGCCAUGGGCAAAAUUAAUGAGCGAUCCAAAAUCAACGAUCAUUGAUUUCUAUCCCGAAGAUUUCAAGAUAGACCUGAACGGCAAGAAGUUCGCUUGGCAAGGAGUGGCUCUGCUCCCUUUCGUCGACGAGAAAAGAUUAUUCAAGGCUUUAGAAUCGUACUACGACUACUUGACAGAAGCAGAAAAAAAACGAAACGUUCGCGGCGACGACCGACUGUACGUCGGACUUGGCAAUAGUAGUUACAAUUUUAUAAAGGGACUAUACGUGAAUUGUGUUGUAUUCGACGCGGAAACUCCAAUAUCGAUCGAUGGGAUGCGCGGGACCGUUUUAUUGGCAGAAGAUUGCGUGGGCGACGGAGCUACUUUACCAUCGCCGAUAAACGGGCCACCAGUCAGGAAUAAUAAAAUUUAUUGCAUCAGAUUCAGGGAUCCAAAGUACAGCGGUAAUUUCAUCUUUCCUGCGAGAAAGUUGAAAGGCGUCAGAGAGCCGCCAAGAGUCUUGAAACCACAAGACUUUGAGCAGAUGAACCGCAACACUGGCAACGCAUGGAAGCCACAGAUUGGUUUCACUCCUUCGACCCAGACUGCAUCCUUGAGCGACGCAGGACGUAGAAUACUUGGACAUUACACAAAUCAUAACAGAGUACCACCACCGUACGGACAGGUGUCGAUGCCACAGAACGUCUACUCUGCGCAUCACGGCUACCAGAGCGCGGAUUACCAAGGAGGAUACGAGAGCGCCGGUUCGAGUCAGGUCGCCCUGCUGCCGGGACCGUGGGCAAGGGGAUACGGGGCUGGUGGACCCCACAGCAACGUCCAGCAACGUUACCAGCCACGGAACAACUACAGCACUCAGCCGUACGGGCGGAACAAUUAUCAGAAUUCACAGUACAACAACAGCUAUCAUCCGCAACGGAAUUAUUCGUCCAAUUACCAAGGGAACGGUAGCGGAAACGGAGGGAACAGGGGAGGAGGGUGGAGACGGUAGACGUAGCGAUACAUCCGCGUUCGCCAAACGUCAACGCCGGUCGUCGACUCCCACGAGAUCAGGUUUAUGGAAAUGUUAGGGUUCACCGUGGUUAGGACCAGGAGGAUUGUCUCAUCGCGAGCAAUAAAUGACCGCACUGCUCCUAUAUCCGCUUCCUUUACCUAUCCGUGUUAGGUACCCAGCGUUCGUCGUCAUAACGGAUACACGUGCAAUACAUCGACGUCACGAUCUUCCUCUUAGUUCAGAUCCUCGUUGCACAACGAGGAUCCCGACGAUCUAGAGAGGACUCGCGAACCUGGAGAUUGAACUCCGAAAGGGGAUGGUGUGCAUGAUCGGACCAGUGCUGGCAGUUAUUACUCACGAGUUUAGCGACGUAAGAGUGUAUCAAAUGUAAUUUUAUAUGAACGUCCGUGUAGACAAAGGGG
Colletes gigas is the source of this 3393-nucleotide messenger RNA. It is a transcript of the gene Rat1, whose product is annotated as 5'-3' exoribonuclease 2 homolog. Gene Ontology annotation, molecular function: RNA binding; 5'-3' RNA exonuclease activity. The record is from RefSeq and is a predicted model, not a curated record. Lineage: Eukaryota; Metazoa; Arthropoda; Insecta; Hymenoptera; Colletidae. The coding region runs from base 125 to 2968 and encodes 947 amino acids. The transcript has 17 exons. Gene Ontology annotation, biological process: nuclear-transcribed mRNA catabolic process. Gene Ontology annotation, cellular component: nucleus.